UAGUACAGCUAGCUUAAACUCGUCGCGCCGUCCUAUUUUUCUUUGAUGUUUAGUUAUGAAUUCUUUUUACAUGGGAUACUCAGUUUAAAAGAACUGGUGACAUAAAUGUGCAGUUUUAACACGGGGAUUUGGUUUAGGUGGCUAACCAUCGACGUUUAAUUGGAACUAAUUGAUGGUUCAUGUAUACAGUCUCUGGUUCAGUUUAUUAAAUUUCGGACGCUUCGUUAGACCGGUUUUAGAACACGAGGUGUACAGGUCUUUGGUUCAGUUUAAUAACUCGUGACAAUGACAACGCAAGUGCCACAGUUGCAAGAAUGUCCAGUUGAUUUAGCUCCGGCAACACAGUCUACCAGAUUAAAUCCAGUUAUUGAAAAAUAUGAGUUGGCACUUUUGAUGUUGCUAGGAUUUGCUGGAUUUUCAAUGCUCAUUGGCAUUGCAUACAAUAAUAUAAGACGAUAUGUUUUCAAAGAUUUCCAUAGCCUUGACGUCAUAUUUGACGCUGGUGGGCGUGUUAGUGUAAGUCUCACGGCAGUAACUGUGACGUCACAGCUUAUAUGGCCUGCAGAUUUCCUUCAAAGUCCAACAAUAGCAAGCAAGGUUGGCAUAUCAGGGUCGUUAUUUUACACGCUAGCAAUAGUACUAUCAGUGCUCAUAUUUGCCGUGCUGUGUAUACAGCUCAAAACACGUGCACCAGGAGCAAAAACAUUUCCACAGAUUGCGUACGUACGCUUUGGUAAAAAUACGCACAUUUUGUUCUGUGUUGUUGCGCUUUUUACCAAUAUGGUGAUCACAGCAAAUUUAAUCCUGGCAGGUAAAGCAGCAGUUGAAGUUUUAAGCAAAGAUGCCUCAAAUGAAUUUACUCUGAUGAUACUAGCGGUGUUAUUUGGAUCAUAUUGUCUUAUUGGCGGCCUUGGAACUACAUUCUACAUUUCUUACUUCAACACCGCCCUUAUUUUCAUAACGACAUCGUUGUUUAUCCUGAAGAUCACAUACCUUGCGGAACCGGAGGUAGAGGCUGUGACGUCACACAAAUCACUUUAUGACGCCAUGUCAUGUUUGAAAGGACCGGAUGGAAAUAAGGAUAACUCUUUUCUUACUUUCCGUAGCGAAUCUGGUAUUAUUUAUAGAGUCGUGACUUUAUUUAUGACAAUUGCAGUUGUCUUCUGUGAUCAAGCCAACUGGCAGAGUCGAAUUGCCGCAAAACCACGCGAGGGCAUGUUGGGAUUUCUUAUCGCAGCGUUCCUCUGGUACGCCAUCCCGACGUCAGUUUCCUUUGUGACGUCAAUGACAUAUAAAACAAUGAGCUUCCAGAACGGAACCAAUCUUCUUACUGCUGAAGAAAUAGACGAAGGCUAUAUUACUCCAUAUGUGGUACAGACGUUGUUAGGCAAGGAGGGAUGUUUUGUGCUACUUACCUUAAUGACAAUGACAUUGAUGUCUACGGGUUCUGGAGAAGUUAUGUCAGUGUCUUCAGUUUUGGUUUACGAUAUCAUCAAGACGCACAUUACUCCAUUUAGACCCGGUACUGAACCAACAGAUUGCGUUUUAUGUGGCAAUUCUAAGAUCCCUAUAUCAAAAGACAACGUUCCCAGAGAGCUUUGUGACUGUCCGUCAGUAGUUGAUUGUAAGCUGUGUGAUGAUGAUAUUAAAGACCGUCUUAGUGGAAAAGCCAAACCAGGAUUUCAGUACAAAUGCCCUGUUCACGGACAAUACCGGCACUACGAAGAUCAGCUGAUGCAGUAUAAAUCCUGGUGUAUGAUCUGGGUGGUCAUUGCCAUCAUUCCAUUUGGACUUCUGAUCAUAGGGUCGGGGAUGAAUCUCAACUGGGCUUUCUUGGCCUCCCAAGUUUUCAUUGCUCCGUUUAUUUUGCCUCUGUAUUUUACUAUUGGAUGGGCAGGAGUGACAUCAAAGGGUCUGAUUUCAGGUGGAAUUAUUGGCCUUUUAUGUUCGGUAUCGGGUAUGCUGGGAUACGGUUCUACAUAUGAUGGAGGAUUAUCAGACUUUUAUACUAACACCGCUCAAGACUAUAGUCUAUUGAUGGGACUAAUUUCAGGAGUUGUUGUCAGUGCAGUUAUUACUGUGGUUGUAUCACUUUGUGACAGAAAAUCAAAGAAAAAGGUGGCAUUCAACAAACAGUUUCCUAUAGGAAAUCCAGAGCAUGGCACGGAUAAAAUAAUGGAGGAAAAACUAGGAUUUCUAGAAAUUGAGUGGCUUAAAACAAUGAGUAUUGAUAAUCCAUUGAACCCAUACAGAACUAUUUACAGGAAAGAACUUAAAGAAAUAAAUGCUGACAGGAUACUCACAAUACAUCAUAUGGAAGCAAUAUUCAGGAAAACCAGAUUGUUGUCAAUAACAGGAGUAGUGGUUAGCUUCGUGGUUUUUCUUGUCGUGGUUCCAGGCGUCGCUCUUGGCCAGGAGGUUCUAACUGAAAUACAGUUGGGAACCUGGAUAUCGGUUUGUCAGCACUGGUGCCUAAUUGCUACAGUGUUUGUUGUGAUAAUACCGCCUCUACAGGAGGGUAUACAAAUCUGGAGACAGUACAAGAAAAACAAGAAAUUCGUACAAGAGCAUACUGACGAUGUUUCAAUGCAAGUUGUUUCCAAGUAGCACUGACGAUAUUUAAGUCAGAAAGUAAUCUGUUACAGUGUGACGACAUGUUAAAGGCGCAAGGACCUCCUUGCAAAAUGUAUAUUAAGGAAGCAUAUACCCUUCAGUGCUUUUUAUUCGGUAUAUUUACAAGGGUGUGUUUUCUUUUUAAUGUUUAGAAAAAAUAUUAACCUAUACAUUUUUGAAAGUUUGUUUAAUCUCUUAACUAAACGUAGAGUGUAUGCCGUCAAGAAGGUCAGGUCAUUCAAAAAAAUUAAAUACAUGUCUUAGCAGUCAUUAAUAUUUGUGUACAAAGGCUUAUGAUUAAUGGUGACCCCCUGUACCCAAAAGUAUUACUGAAUGCUAUACAAUUUUUUCCUGGUUAAGGGAACCGUAAUGUAUCCCAGAAUGUUUACAUAUUUCUUUGAAUGAAUUGUAUGCCCUUGCGUAUUAAAUGACAAAUAUAUCGCGAUAUGUUGAACUUCCACUUUUUGGGCUAGAUCACAGGUCGACAAGUUAAAAUUUAACACGAAAAUUUCGAGUCAAAGACUUCAACUUUUCUUCUUUUCGCGGUGAUUUGCAAGCGCAAAAAGUAGAAAUUAAGGGCUUAAUUUCAAGAUUUUGCGGUCCAAUUCAGUCGACAAUUUGAUGGCGAAAACAGGAUUCCGUAGUAAGGGGUAAUAAAAUGAAAAGAAUUAUUUUCCUAAUGUAUAGAAGAACAACAAGUGCAAUGCAGUAAAACUUUAUGGUAUAGGGGAUUACGCCUAUCGAUAUCCCCGUUUUGGUAUUAAAGAUAAUAGGUAAAGGUUGAUUUCUCGGAACAUUUCUUUCUUUCCUUUUAAUGAUCUAUAUUUCUAGUUGCAAGAUACAAUGUACAGGGUCCAUUUGUUUUAUUUCUUUGCGGUGUUUAUGAUUUUUCCAAGAUUGUUCCAAGAACGCAGCCGUCCCCAGCGAAACCCUACACAGUGUAUGUUUGAAUGAGUAAAUGAUUUGCCUUUGCACAAAAAUACAAAUACAUGUGUAUACAAAACGUCAAAGUAAAACAAUUGGACAAUAAGGACAAACUAAACAAAUAACUACACAUUUGGGCACCGCCUUUUUGGAAUUGUCAGCGGCAAAACACCACUUGCGAGAUUAAACCAACUUAUGUGGUGUGGACCACAACUCACCCUUAAAUAAAAAAAACCUUAUCAGAAUUCUUAAAAAUAUUACACAAUAUCGGGGUCACGAUAUCAAAGUCUUUUCUAUUUUUAGCUUUGUUGGAUGACAUAUCGUAACAUGCAAAACUUUGUUUUGGAUUUGGUUUUCUUGUAAUCUUAAACUACGUUGAGGUUUUUUUUCAUCAAGGUUUAGUACCCGGUUAGGCCCGUUUCAUAGUUAACUGGCCUAAUUUAUCGGACUGAAAAAAAUGCUCCGAACUUCUGUCAUCAGUAAGCAAUUCAGAAACUUUUCUAAUAUGACAGUAUUAUUUUUGAAGGAGCUUCCAGUAGUGUUUAUGCCUUUGACGUUUUUUUUUCUACAUUUUUAAAAUGGUCUCUCACACAAAGGCGUAGUUUGGAGUGCGAAGACUGUUAGUUUAGGAACUUGCCUCCAGAUAUAAUUUUCAAUAUGAGCGUUAAUAAUUUUAUCAAUAUCACCUAGAUAUACCAGUCAAGUUUCAUCUGCUUCCGAACUAAUUUUUAAUGCAAUAAAUGUAUUUUCUACCUUUUAUCUAUU
Messenger RNA from Mercenaria mercenaria, 4302 nucleotides. RefSeq lists its product as uncharacterized. The transcript is spliced from 10 exons. Bases 286 to 2607 code for a protein of 773 amino acids. The record is from RefSeq and is a predicted model, not a curated record. Gene Ontology annotation, molecular function: urea transmembrane transporter activity. Gene Ontology annotation, biological process: urea transmembrane transport. Lineage: Eukaryota; Metazoa; Mollusca; Bivalvia; Venerida; Veneridae. Gene Ontology annotation, cellular component: plasma membrane.